Molecule: messenger RNA, 286 nt
Organism: Staurois parvus
Lineage: Eukaryota; Metazoa; Chordata; Amphibia; Anura; Ranidae
Source: the annotation of a GenBank genome assembly
CAAUACUUUUUGCAAUAUAGUGUGUGUGUAUAUAUGUAUGUGUAUAUAUGUAUAUAUUGUGACAGAGUGGCGAUCUGUCACACUGGGAUUCUCAACAAGGCAGUUUGAGGGACUCCAGGGUACUUGUUUGAUGAAAAGGAAAGUGGCUUUUCACUUACCUCAUUUGUUUGUAAAGCACAUUUUGGGACCUGGAACCUGGAGAUUUCAAAGUGAUUUGGGAGGGAUGAAAACUCCAGUCAUGGUACCAGGUUUUGGGAAUGGCCAGGAGACUGAUUGGUCAGGUGUG